Molecule: messenger RNA, 1276 nt
Organism: Rhizophagus irregularis DAOM 181602=DAOM 197198
Lineage: Eukaryota; Fungi; Glomeromycota; Glomeromycetes; Glomerales; Glomeraceae
Cellular component (GO): cytoplasm; cytosol; nucleus
Molecular function (GO): arginase activity; manganese ion binding
Source: RefSeq, a predicted model, not a curated record
GUAAAAUUUUUUUUUUGUCCAUGAUUGGCAUGCAAUUUUUUUUUUACAGUGUUGCAAUAUAUUCUUUUUGUACUAUAAAUUCUUUUUGUACUAUAUAUUCUUUUUGUACUACUACGUCUAAUUAUAUAAGAAGGCUCCAUCUGGGGCUGUUUUUUAAAAAGUCCUUCACUCAUAAAACAAAAAAAAAAAAUUCAUAAAUUUAAUAGUAACUAACUCUAUAAAGAUGGCCUAUAAAUUUGUUGAGAAAAAAGUUGGCAUAAUUGGAUGUCCUUUCAACGGGGGGCAACAUAGAAACAUGGGAGUUGAGAGAGGUCCAAAGAGAUUGAUGGAAUACGGAUUAAUAGAACAACUUGAAGAAUUAGAAUGGUCAGUGGAAUUUGACGGACAUCAUAAACUUAAUGAACUACGCCCUUCUGAAGACCCAAAUAUAGGGAAGCUAAAGAAGCCUCUCUAUGUUUCAAGGGUAGCUGAAACUGUAUCCAAAGCUGUUGAAUCGCAUCUUAAGAGAAAACAAGUAGCGUUAACUCUUGGUGGCGAUCACAGUCUCGCAUUAGGCACAGUUUCGGGAACUUUAUCAGUUUAUCCUGAUGCUUGUCUUAUCUGGGUGGAUGCCCAUGCCGAUAUCAACACUCCUGAAACUACAAAGUCUGGCAAUCUUCAUGGUUGUCCGGUAUCAUUUUUAUUGGGUAUCGCAGGAAAAGUACCAGGAUUCGAAUGGAUUAACAAGAUUCUUAGUCCGGAUAGAAUUGUGUAUAUUGGACUUCGAGAUGUUGAGGCAUCAGAGAAAAAAAUCUUGAAACAAUUAGGAAUCAAGGCAUUCUCAAUGCAUGAAGUAGACAAAUAUGGAAUUGGAAAAGUAGUAGAAAUGGCUCUUGAUGCGGUGAAUCCUAAGAGAGACCUUCCAAUCCAUUUAAGCUUUGAUGUUGAUGCACUUGAUCCUACUGUUGCUCCAAGUACAGGUACACCUGUUCGCGGUGGUUUGACCUUUAGAGAAGGACAUUACAUCUGCGAAGCUAUUCAUGAUACAGGAUGUGUUGUUGCAGUUGACAUUAUGGAAGUAGCAAUUCCUGAUCCUGAAAUCUUCCCUGACAUUGAUGAAACACAAAUAUUCGCAACCGUAACGGUUGGACUAUCUUUAAUUCGAUGUUGUUUCGGUGAAACUUUGUUAUAAAGGAUUUCUUUCGUCGAUCGAUUUAUACAGCAGAAUACUAGAAAGAUUUUAUAUAAUAUAUAUAUAUAUUUAUUUAUAUAUAUAUUAUAUAUAUAUAAUUUUUUU